AAUUCUGAAAUAUUUUCCUGAAUGGCUAUUAAAUCCAAUGUACUGGUUUUUCCCAAUUUUCUUCAUGAGUAAAGUAGGAAAAAAUUAUAAAAGGGACGCUGAAAUAAUUCAUCGUUUCGACGAGAAGUUUAAUGCCAAGGUGUUCAAGAGAAAAAAAGAAAAUUUUGUGAAAAAAAUACAUCAGCAACAUUCCUUAGUCAAGGAAUCAGGUAAUGAAAAAAAACCAAAGCGGAAAGCAAAACAAUGUCUUAUCGAUUCCCUGUUGGAUCUUCAUGUCAUACAAGGCUUAAUAUCGGAAGAAGACGUUAUCAGAGAUAUGGGAGGCGCUAUUUUUGCGGGUUACGAUACAACCGCUCACGUUACGUCAUGGACUCUUUAUUUCCUGGGAAGAUUCCACGUAAUACAAGAGACAGUGUAUUUAGAAUUGAAAGAAAUUUUUAAAAAUGAUAUAAAAAGAGAUAUCACUAUCGAUGACCUGACGAAAAUGACGUACUUAGAAUGCGUAAUUAAGGAGUCGAUGAGAAUCUAUACUCUUGUACCUUUUAUUGCAAGAAAAAAUCCUUCGGAAAUGAAAAUAAGUAAUUACGUGUUGCCUGCAAAUUCGACUUUUGUCAUAAAUAUCUAUGGCAUCCAUCAUAAUCCUUCUGUUUACGAAAAUCCCGAAGUGUUCGAUCCAGACCGUUUCUUACCUGAAAAGUAUACAAAUCUUCAUCCUUAUGCAUUUCUGGCAUUUUCUGCCGGAUUACGAAAUUGUCCCGGAAGUAAAGGUGCCAUGAUUACAAUGAAAAUGGUUUUGGCAAAUGUUCUUCGUAAUUUUAAAGUUUACUCUUUGGAUCCUCAGGAUAAAAUUGUUAGUUCAUUAUAUUGACUCCAAUAUCAGGUAGAAGAAUGUGUGUAGAGCAAAGACGUAUGUUGUAAAAUAUGAAAUAAGCUGAACGUU
Messenger RNA from Centruroides sculpturatus (bark scorpion), 940 nucleotides. RefSeq names its product cytochrome P450 4C1-like. The transcript has 6 exons. NCBI's taxonomy places the organism in Eukaryota, Metazoa, Arthropoda, Arachnida, Scorpiones, Buthidae. The annotation marks the transcript as partial. The record is from RefSeq and is a predicted model, not a curated record. Gene Ontology annotation, molecular function: oxidoreductase activity, acting on paired donors, with incorporation or reduction of molecular oxygen; iron ion binding; heme binding.